AUGGCUUCCAGGUUAGAGGAAGAUAUCUGUUGUUCUGUCUGUCAUGAAGUCUUUAAGGAUCCUGUCAUCCUGUCAUGUAGCCACAGCUUCUGUAGAGGCUGUCUGCAGAGCUGGUGGACAGAGAAACCAACAAGGGAGUGCCCAGUUUGUAAGAAAAGACAUUCACUGGUUAUUAUUCCUCCUAACUUGGCGUUAAGGAACCUGUGUGAGAGUUUCUUACAGGAGAGAGAUCAGAGAGCUUCAGAGGCUCUCUGCAGUCUGCACUCUGAGAAACUCAAACUCUUCUGUCUGGACCAUCAGCAGCCAGUGUGUCUCGUCUGCAGAGAUUCAGAAAAACACACCAACCACAGAUUUAAACCCAUCGAUGAAGCUGCACGACAACACAAGAAGGAACUUCUGCAAACUCUGGAGCCCUUACAGAAGAAGUUAAUGGAUUCCGAAAAAGCUAAAAUGACGUGUGAACAAACAGCACAACACAUGAAGGUCCAGGCCCGACGCACAAAGAGGCAGAUUAAGGAGCAGUUUAAGAAGCUUCACCAGUUUCUAGAAGAGGAAGAGGAGGCCAGGAUGGCUGCACUGAGGGAGGAAGAGGAGCAGAAGAGUCAGAUGAUGAAGGAGAAGAUGGAGGCUCUGAGCAGAGAGAUAGCAGCUCUUUCAGACACAGUCAGAGCCACAGAGGACGAGCUGAGAGCUGAAGACGUCUCAUUCCUGCUCAACUACAAGGCUGCAGUGGACAGAGUCCAGCAGCGCCCCCUGCUGGAUGAUCAACAGCUGCUCUCAGGAGCUCUGAUAGACGAGGCCAAACACCUGGGCAACCUGACCUUCAACAUCUGGAACAAGAUGAAGGACGUGGUCUCCUACACUCCUGUGAUCCUGGACCCAAACACUGCUCAUCCAGACCUCAUCCUGUUUGAAGAUCUGACCAGUGUGAUAGUGGGAAAGAAACAGCAGCUUCCUGAUAAUCCAGAGAGGAUUGAUGGUUACUGGUCUGUCCUGGGCUCUGAGGGCUUUAACUCAGGGACUCACAGCUGGGACGUCGAGGUUGGAGACAGUAGAUUUUGGUUACUGGGUGUGUUAGCAGAGUCUGUCCAGAGGAAGGAAGACAUACUGUCUGGAUUAUGGAGAAUAUGGUUCUAUGGUGGUGAAUACAGAGUAUUCUCCCCAUCAGGUUCAAUCACUGAUCUCCUAGUGAAGAAGAGGCUCCAGCAAAUCAGAGUGAUUUUGGACUUUAACAGUGGAAAGCUGUUGUUCUCUGAUCCUGAUACUAACACACACAUACACACCUUCACACACACUUUCACUGAGAGGAUGUUUCCAUACUUUAACACUCAGCGUAACUGCCCACUGAAGAUUUUACCAGUGAAGGUCUCUGUGACUGCAGAGCAGCAAAAGUAG
This is a messenger RNA of Epinephelus fuscoguttatus (brown-marbled grouper), 1395 nucleotides long. RefSeq names its product nuclear factor 7, brain-like. Gene Ontology annotation, molecular function: protein binding; zinc ion binding. The transcript has a single exon. The record is from RefSeq and is a predicted model, not a curated record. Bases 1 to 1395 code for a protein of 464 amino acids. Lineage: Eukaryota; Metazoa; Chordata; Actinopteri; Perciformes; Serranidae.